Molecule: messenger RNA, 2305 nt
Organism: Westerdykella ornata
Lineage: Eukaryota; Fungi; Ascomycota; Dothideomycetes; Pleosporales; Sporormiaceae
Exons: 2
Coding region: 329-2041 (570 amino acids)
Source: RefSeq, a predicted model, not a curated record
AAAUAUAUAUCUUAAUGAGACAUCCUCUAUCCUUCGCUUUCGCCCUCUAUCGCUCGUUUUGUUCAUUGGCAUUUCACUCCUCUGGGAGGUUCGCUCCUCCUUGCGCCGUUCUCUUUUGAAGAAUCCCGCCACGCUCGUUCCAUUACAUCCUGCUUCGAACCGUUAUCGAAGUCUCCUAUAGGUCGGGCCGUCUCACCUCACUGAUUCCCCGUCCUUCGACAUUCUGGGAAAGAGAAGCGAGAGUCUGCACCGCCUCAGACAGGAUAUCAAUCGUCACGCUAUCUAUCGACCGCUUGGUCCCUGACUGGCAUUCCCGACACCACGCGCAAUGCAAGAAGAAGAGACCGUCGCUGAAUCACGAUGGGGCCCUUUCCUCGACAGGCUGGAUGAUUUUCAGAUUUGGCAGCUUCAUAUGGAGGUGCUCGCCAACUUGGACACUCGUCGGCGUAUGAACUCCUACUUUGAUACGCUUCAGCCGGGAUACGACCAGGAGCCUGCCGGAUCUCAAUCGCAGUUUGCAUCCAGAUCUCCCACGCUUCAGCCCUCCGUACGGUCCAGCAUCCCGUCAACUCCGGUGCCCGGCAGGGAUUCCCUUCCUGGAGACGACGUAACUUUAACCUUUGCCAAUGUGGCCAAAAGUCCUCCAACACGGCAUGCUCAACGGCAAGAUGCACCCUUGACUUUGGGAAACACCCCCGAAACCAAGCAGACCGGCCGUCAGACAACAGAGGAUUGUUUGCAGAAGGGGCUGUUGAACCCCGCACCGCCAACACGUGCGGCCCCAUCAAGGUCCAAAAAGGCUGAUCCUAGUAUGAAAGGGCCUUUCUUCUGCACAUACUGUCAUGAGAUGCAUAGUCCCUCCUCUUUCAAGAUGAAGGCUGACUGGAAGCGGCACGAGACAAAGUUCCAUGAAACAGGCUUCGAGUGGCCUUGCAAGGUGUAUAAUUGCUCUGAAACCUUUUCCCGCAAGGAGGACCUCAAUACCCACGCUGAGAAGGUCCACGGCCACGUCCCAGAUACCCACGACGUCAAGCUCUCCCUACCGGCGAAACGGGUGUAUGCCUGCGGCUUCAAAGGCUGCCAAAAGCUGACGUACACAUGGAAGGAGAGAUGUAACCAUAUAGCCAGAUGCAUGCUGGAGGUAAAAGACCAGCAGAGGUGGAGUUACCACUGGAGAAUCCUCAACCUCCUGAGGCAGGACGCUACCAAGCCGGGCUGGAAAGUCGUCAAGUCUCGAUGGUGUGAACGACUGGGGAUCCAAGUAUCCGACCUAAGAUGGGAAUACAGAACCUCCCGAAACCUGGUCCAACAACUGGAAUGCCAGACAUAUGGAACCGAUAUGGAAUCGUUCCUCGAGAGGCUCUUCAAGCUUGGGCUUCCCCGACAGGGCCCAAGCAACUUUGGGAGUGCCACCCAAAGAGCGCCUGCAACAAUUGUUCAUCCUACGGGUACCUCCUCCACGUCGGUCUCUCGCAUGAAUAACUCUUCCGGUCACUCCAUCUUGCCAGCCUCCAGACUAUCCUUUGCGGACCAGCGACACAUCCAUCAUCACAACCAGGCUCACCAGGAACCUGCCUUCUUUGAGAGCAUUCUCACUGACCACAAUCUCAAUCAAGCGUCGCGACCUCACAGUGUGGUGAUGGAAGACGCACCCGAUGUUGGCUUCGGCACCGUGGGCACCUCUGCUGGCUGCGACCCCUCGAUGUUCGAUGACCAACUUCUCACCGUCAAUGACUUUCUUCUUCUGGGCGGAUACUGUACGAAUGCCACUCCGCCUCUCUCUACAUCCCCUCUCGAAGCUGCCACUGCGGCCAGCCAGGACACGGCAAGGACUUCCCCGGGAAGCCGAAUCAUGAGGAAGAGCAAAGAUAUCCUAUCCCCCAAGAGAUCGCCUCAGCCCGCCCGCCGCAUCGUUACGGAUCACCCGGACCUGACGCCUGAUUACACCGUACCUGGUCCAGCUCGCGAAAGGAGGAGGUCCGUUGUCGCCAACGUUUAUGGCAUGCCGUUCUUUUAUGGUAGCUUCCAGUCUUGGGCAUGAUAACGGUUGCAUCUCGAACGAUAGAACCGAGAUGCUCGACGGCCCUUGGACCGUAUCGUCGUCAGCGGUUCGCACCAACAUGGAAUCGGAGCAUCAAGUACACGAUCCAGCGUCCAACUGCAUUUUUAUCCGGCUCGCCAUUCGCCAUGGCUGCCGUUUUCGCUUUCUUCGAUCCACUCUUCACAACUAAAUAAUUUUUCAAGACCUACAACAUUGUAAUCACUUUCGUUUUCGAUAAUCUCCUCCCAUGUUUUUGUCAUAUCA